This is a messenger RNA of Pipistrellus kuhlii (Kuhl's pipistrelle), 2345 nucleotides long. RefSeq names its product TERF1 interacting nuclear factor 2 (gene TINF2). The record is from RefSeq and is a predicted model, not a curated record. Gene Ontology annotation, biological process: telomere capping; regulation of telomere maintenance via telomere lengthening. The transcript has 9 exons. Gene Ontology annotation, molecular function: telomeric repeat DNA binding. Lineage: Eukaryota; Metazoa; Chordata; Mammalia; Chiroptera; Vespertilionidae. Gene Ontology annotation, cellular component: shelterin complex. Bases 56 to 1546 code for a protein of 496 amino acids.
GACAGCCUUUGGGGGAAGAACCUGGGUCCUGCCCGGGAGGCAGAGCGCGCCUGCCAUGGCUGAGCCCCCGGGCGCCUGCCCGGCUGCCCUGCGCUUCGCUGCCGCUGCCAACUGGCUGGUCGUGCGCCGACGCUACGUGGACCAUUUCCCACGAGUGUUAGAGUUUCUGCGGUCCCUGCGCGCUGCUGCUCCUGGCUUGGUUCGCUACCGCCACCACGAGCGCCUAUGUAUGGGCCUAAAGGCCAAGGUGGUGGUGGAGCUGAUCCUCCAGGGCCGGCCUUGGGCACAGGUUCUGAAUGUCUUGCAACAACACUUUCCAGAGUCUGGACCUGUAGUGCGGGACCCCAAAGCUACAAAGCAGGAUAUGAAGAAGAUCUCAGAGGCACAGGAAGCCUUUUGCCAGCAAGUGAAAUUGCUGGCAGAGGCCCCUGUGGAUUUGGCUUGGAAGUUGCAGGAACUUGAACAAGAGUAUGGGGAACCCUUUCUGGCAGCUAUAGAAAAGCUAUUUUUUGAAUACUUGUGUCGGCUGGAAAAAGCACUGCCUAUCCCACAGUCACAGCAGCUUCAGGAUGUGCUGAGUUGGAUGCAGCCUGGAAUUUCAAUCACUUCUUUUGCUUUGAGACAAUAUAGUGCGGACAUGGGGUGGCCACUUCCAGAGUGCUCAGUUACUAAUUCAAUGAACAUGUCAGAGCCCAUGGAGCCCAGUCCUCCUCGGCAACCAAGACCAGCACUCCAUCAGCCUGUGCCAAAAGCCAAGCCUGGCCCACACCUUCCUCACGGAGCAGCCUCAAGAAAGCACCCAGAACCUUUGGCUGGUCGCCACUUCAAUCUGGCCCCUCUAGGCCAGCGAAGAACCCAGGCCCAGUGGGCAUCCAGUAGGGUAGGCCAUAAGGAGCGCCCCACAGCCAUGCUAUUCCCCUUUAGGAAUCUGGGUUCAUCAACCCAGGCCAUAUCUAAACCUGAGAAUAGGAAAGAACAAGGGACACACAUGGCAGUUCCAGCAGGUGAUGCCAGCACGAGAACAGCCUCCACUGGAAAGUCUAAGAGUCCAUCCCAGACCCUGGGCGGAAGGACUGUGAAGGAGAACCCAGUUGACUUGUCUGUCUCAGAGCAAAAGGAGAAUUGCUGGGCCUGCCCCAUGGAGCCCCUGAGACUGUAUACUGAGUCAGGACUGGAUCAGACAGCCUCCUCUCUUGGGACUCUUGAGGCCUCUGUUCACCUAGAGGAGUACUGUGAUUCUAGUUUCCUUCUUGCAGAGUGUCCUCCACCUCUGUGCAGCCCUGUCAUUACCAUAGGGGACUUGGUUUUGGACUCUGAUGAGGAAGAAAAUGGCCAGAGGGGAGGAAUGGAUCCUCCUCUUGGCCCUCACAGUGUCCUUACCGAAAGCCUUGGCCACAUCCCCAGGAGAGCUGCAGCCUCCAUCCUGCAAAGUAAGAAGCAACGUGAAGAAACAGCAUGGCUCAGCAGUGUCCCCACAGUCCACCUCAAAGCUGACAGGAACCUAGGAGUCCUGAUCCACCUCUAUCAGAGCUCCCAUACCCGGUAGAAAACCCAGCUGUUUGGCAGCCUCACACCCUGCUCUGCCCUUGGACCUUACUGAAAUGAUGUGGCCUUUGAGGCCAUGAGCAGCAUCUGCACACUCCAUCACUGCACUAAGCUGUGGAUACCCGACUCCAGUUUUCUUCCGGGUGGUACACACAGAGCCUGAGAAGAACGUGACAAGGAUGAGAGAAGUGCUUUAUAGCUAUGUGCCACUGAAUAGACAGCCAAUGGCCCCCAAUAAGCCAGCUUACCUGGUCCGAUUCCCACUUUGAUGAUGUCGGCACCAGAGAGGAUCAGCUCUUCUACCAUCUCUCCUGUUACCACAUUCCCUGCCUAAGACAAAGCAAUCAAAACAGCAUUCUUAGGGUCAGAAAUGAAGAGGAAGUUGUGUGCUCUCAUAUAUACCAUGCCUGGACCAGGUCCUUCCAACAUUAUUACAAAGAAGGGUACCUGGGUCCCCUCGCCGGGGCCCUCAGAGCUUUUAGACCAUCCACUCCAAAGGAUCCUGCUUCCCCAGUGAGGUAAGGGGGUUAGUUGCCAGUGUCACUGUUGCAUUGGGAUAAAACUGGGGUCCAACUGGACCAAGAUGAAAUUUGAUUUACCCAAAAAUUUCCUGCCCUUAAGCCAUUAAGUGAUAAAACCUCUCUGGCUUAGGGGAAGACAUAAUGAUAUAGGCUAUAUACCAUCUACAUAGCUGUAUUUGCUUUUUUGUUUUGUGUAUUUGCUUCUGAUGAACAGAAAAGAGCUCCUUCAAUGCUGUGAGGAAAAUUAGGUCUUCUAAUCAUUCCCCUAAGCUUGUAAAA